Molecule: messenger RNA, 840 nt
Organism: Fusarium odoratissimum NRRL 54006
Lineage: Eukaryota; Fungi; Ascomycota; Sordariomycetes; Hypocreales; Nectriaceae
Exons: 1
Coding region: 1-840 (279 amino acids)
Source: RefSeq, a predicted model, not a curated record
AUGGCGCCUUAUGGCAUAGUACUCCUCGGCAUCCUCUCAAUCCUUGGGUCGGCGGCUUAUGCUCAAGAGGCUGCAGUUCAGGAACCCCAGGUAUUUUUCAACUUAACCUAUGAUGAAUAUCUGGAUAAGGUGGCAGCAUCUUCUGGGAGUGUCCCAGAUAACAGUGAUUUGCCCUGGGAUGACACUAUGAGCAGCCUUCCUUCAAACGAGACGUACGAUAGUGUUCAGACCGAGACGAGCAGCAGCCUAUCGAGGCGUGGUCGCGUUUUCAAUCUCGGAAAGCGUGAGCCUGUCGGCGGGGAGACUCAAAACGAUCAGGUCACCAAUGAUAUGCUCCAGGCGCUUCAUGGUCUGUGUGUUGAAAAAUAUGGCACAGGCUGGCGAGCGGUUAGUGGGAUAUGUCGCGGCCGGACGAGGGAUAUAAAUUGUGGGAAUCCGGAUAUCCCAGGGUCCGGGAGGCGAACGUCCAGAAAUUGCCCAGAGCACUGGGAGUGCACCACUUUCCAGGCGGUCAACUUUCGCGACCGUCGGGCUACUUUCCCUGUCUGUGGGCCCCGAAUUGAGGUGAAGGAAAGACAUGAUCAAGGGAGACAUACGGAGUGGGAGGGAGUCUGGUACCCCGAAUCGCCUAAAUCGCCUGGGACAUAUGAUUCUUUCGCCCAGAUGGCGGGCAGUCUCAAUGGAUACUUCGACUUUAGUGGUGCUUAUCAGAGUGGAGAGGGCUUCAGCUCUCGGGGAAGUGGACACUCGUGGUCAUGCAUUGGCUGCCCGGGGGGCAAGUUGACUAUCACUAGCACGGAUCGUGCAACUUGGGCGGUUGGAUAUACCAGCCCCCACUAA